Entrophospora candida is the source of this 981-nucleotide messenger RNA. Lineage: Eukaryota; Fungi; Glomeromycota; Glomeromycetes; Entrophosporales; Entrophosporaceae. The record is from the annotation of a GenBank genome assembly.
AUGUCCAAAUUAAUUGAGGAAAAACUAGCUUUCGUUGAGAAUGAAACAGUAUUAUGCUUUCAUGGCCCGUUACUUUAUGAAGCAAAAAUUCUUGAAGUGAAAAACCUUGAUCCUAAAGAUUCAAUUGCAGGAAAAAAGGGUCUUCAUUACUUUCCACCAAGAGAAGAUAUUAAAGUCACCCAACCGGAAUAUACAAAGAUACCUAAAAAAUACACGCAGAAACAUAAAAGACAAAAAAUCAUUGAUGAAAAUAGUAAAAACAAUUCAUCAAAUCUCAAUGAAAAUAAUUCAGAUCAAAUUGAAAAUAAAGGCGGUAGUAUUCAAAAGAGUUAUGAUGAAGAUCUAGCGAAAGACCAGAAAAUUGUUGAUAAUGAUAAGAAAUUUACAGAGUUUUUUGAAACUAAAAUUAUAAUGCCACAACCACUUAAAAUUAAAUUAAUAGAAGACUGGGAAAUCAUUACUAAAAAUCAAAAGAACACAAUCAACGAAUCGGUUGAUAAUUCUACAAUAGAUUCUCCUUCUAAACAAUCAAUUGUGUCAAAUGACGAAUCUUCAAAUUUCGAAAUGAAUAAAAUGGAAUUAUAUAAUGAAAUUACUGAAGGAAUUCUUACAUAUUUUAACAAAAGUUUACAAAAAAUACUUUUGUAUAAUUAUGAAAGGGUCCAAAAUACUGAAAUUCGUGUUGCUAAUCCAGAUAAAGAAUAUUCAGAAAUUUACGGAGCAGAACACUUGCUGAGAUUAUUUGUUGAAAUCCCGCAAUUACUCUCUCAAAAUGAAUUUAAUCAAAGUACUGCAGAAAAACCAAAAACAAACAAGAAAAAGGCUCUAGGAGGCUUGACUUGUGCAAAUUGCAAAACCCCCAAUACACCUAAUUGGCGAGCAGGAGAAAAACCAGGACAAAAAUUGUGUAAUGCCUGUGGUCUUUACUUCAGUAAAUAUGGUUCACACAGGCCUGAAAGUCGUUGGAGUAAUAAUUGUUAA